This is a messenger RNA of Tachyglossus aculeatus (Australian echidna), 1729 nucleotides long. It is a transcript of the gene THAP8, whose product is annotated as THAP domain containing 8. The record is from RefSeq and is a predicted model, not a curated record. The transcript has 4 exons. Lineage: Eukaryota; Metazoa; Chordata; Mammalia; Monotremata; Tachyglossidae. The coding region runs from base 55 to 1233 and encodes 392 amino acids.
GGCCGCCGCUCCUUAUAGCGCUGUGGUCCUUAGAUCCCGGCCAGGCCGGGCGCGAUGCCCAAGUACUGCCGGGCGCCCAACUGCUCCAACACAGCCGGGCACCUCAGCGCCGACAACAGACGCAUCAGCUUCUACAAGUUCCCCUUGCAGGACCCUGCGAGGCUGCAGGAAUGGCUGCAGCAGAUGCGGCAGGAUCAGUGGGUCCCCACGCGGCACCAGCACCUGUGCAGCGACCACUUCGCCCCGUCCUGCUUCGAAUGGCGCUGGGGCGUCCGCUACCUCAAGCCCGACGCCGUCCCCACCAUCUUCCGAGCCUCGGCCGGCGGCACGAAACGGAAGAGCCCGGGCCGCCCGCCGGCGGAGCCGGGGCCCAAGAGGCCGGCGGAAGGGGAGGCCGGCCCGACGGCGAGCGGGCCCCUGGGGGCCCUGGCCAUCGCCAUCGACCCCGGCCUGGCCUCGGCCCCCGUCUACGUGGAGGCCGCGGGCGAGCCGGGCCCGCGGGCCCCGCUGCUGGGCACCGUGAGCCUCGUGCCCCUGCUGCAGCUGGUGGGGGCUGAGCCGCCCGGGGAGCCCGGGGCCCUGGUCAUCGAGAACGUGGCCAUCGAGCCCUUCCCGGAGCCCCUCCCGCUGCCACCGGCCUCGCCCGCCCCCAUGGUGGCCUAUUUCGAGACCAUCCCCACGGCCGCCCCUUUGACCCCGGCCCCCGCGCCCCCGCCGGAGACGGUGCUGUCGUCCGCCCUGAGCCUGCCCAUCGUCUCCACCGUCCCCAUCGUCUCCAACCACGGGGCCGGGGAACUGGGCGGGGAGGUAGAGAUGGAGGAGGAGGAGGAGGAGGACGACGGGGAGCGAGGCGACAGCGGCGGGGAGCCCGAACCCGAGGGCCGGCUGGAGGCGGAGCACGGCUACCAUAAAGCGGAGCUGAGCGCUGCCCAGCUGGCCGGGGUGGUGGCCGGGCUGCAGCGGAAGGUCAAGGGCCUGCAGCAGCGGCACAGGCGCCACUGCGCCAAGCUGGAGGCCAUGGAGGGGCUGGUGGAGCAGCUGCGGAAGGAGAACCUCGUGUCCGAGGAGAAGCUGCGCCUCUUGGAGAUGGCCUGCCUCCAGACGGGCGCCGUGGUACCCGAGGGCGGGGGCACAGUCGCCAUCAUCUGCCAGGAAGACGACCGAGCCCUCGUCUACACGGUGCCCCCUCAACCCGAGGAGCCGGGCCCCUUCAUCCACAUGGAAGAGGAGUGAGCGGGGGGCGAGGGGCGUCCAGCCCCUGGCCCGCCCUCACCCCUGCAUCGCUCAGGGACGGGUGGCUGGCUUCUUCCUCACCUCAGGGGGUGGGAAGGGGCAUCUGCCUGGUGGCCUUACUGCUGUGGCACCUUACCAGGGGGUGGGCCGGAGGGAGUCAGGUCAAGGAACGGUUGCCUUAGAUGCUCCCUUCCCUCCUAAAUUACGCUGCCACGGGGCAGGGGGAGGACCUGGCCCACCUGCCCCCCAAUCUACCCCCGGCCUCCUCUUUGGGCUCAGCCUUGGCAAGGGGCUGGAGGGGCGUUGGGCUGGGGGAGGCCUCUCCUGCGGCCCCCAUCACCCACGCUGCUGCUGCUGCUGCUGCUGCUGAGGGAAGGGGCGCGGGCCGGGGGAAGCCCUCGGAGGAUGCUGUGAAGCGCUCCUGGGGGGGGCUGGGACCCCCUUUCCCCGCCCUCCACGCCCCCAACCCUCUUUCAGGUUCCAAUAAAACGCGGAA